GUUGAUUCCCUCUUUUGUGGCAGCUCGAGAUAGCGGAGCAGAACAGCAACAACGACGCCAGUGACGACAGGGAGCAGGCCCUCAGACCAGGGAUGGGGAAGAAAAGUCGUCUCACAGGAGGGGCGGUCGGACGGAGAACAAUCUUACAGCUUUCACCUCCUGGGCUCCGCGGUGGGAACGCCGGAGAGAGGGACGAGGCACCCUCGGGAUCUGAUGACGAGCAGGAGGGUGACGGGCAAAGAUUCCUGAAGGAGAAACGCACAAACAUGAAGGCCCCCGCAGUAAAGGCCACAGAGGGAUUGUCCCUGCUUGGAGCCUAUGAAGAUAGUGAUGAAGAGGAUGCUGGAGACUCUCAGCGUUCAACCGCAAAUUCUCAGCACAACCAGUCAGCUGACAUCGAUAGUACGCUGGCCAAUUUCAUGGCUGAAAUCGAUGCAAUCACCACUCAGCCAAGUUCAGAUGAUGCAACAGCUCAUCCUUCAGUCCCAACUACCGCCCCACCCAAACCUGAGGUUAAUACUCAGCAGCCAGCUGCCAGUGAAGGGCAGAAUCAACAAAGCACAGAGUUUGAGUACAAUACUCAGUACUCACUAGCUGGAGUGGGUGUAGAGAUGGGAGACUGGCAGGAGGUAUGGGACGAGAACUCUGGUUGUUACUACUACUGGAACACUGUGACGAACGAGGUGUCCUGGGAGCUGCCACACUAUCUAGCUGAUCAGGUGCAAAGCCUGGAGCAGUACACCAACAGCUCCAGUGUUAAUGGCAAUGGCACAGCCCAUGCAGGUUAUUACACAGAGGAAAGUGCUGCAUCUGCUGCAGUCCCGACGUCAGUGAAAGAGACCAAAGUCAAGGAGGUAAUUGAGAGCGUUGUAGGACUCACAAGUGAAGAGGAGGAGCGCCGUGGGGUGGCUGCAUCUCUGCUUGGUCCCCUGAUCCCCUCUGAAGUCAAAGAAGCAGAAGAAAAAUGGCGAAAAAGGCUACUUAAAGGCUUAGAUGAGACGGAGAACAGUUUGGAUUCUGAUGGAGAGGGUGUACGCCCUGCAGGGUCCCCCUCUACCCCCCUGCGUGACACAGAUUCAGUCCCCACUGUCCAGAAAGAUCUCAGUGCCAAGAAGCAGUCAGGAGACAACUCGGAUGCUGAGGAGGAGACAGAGGAAGACACAAUGGAGCUUGAAUUGGCUCUGGAGAGGAAAAAGGCUGAGCUCCGGGCACUUGAAGAGGGUGAUGGGAGCACCGGGGGCUCCAGUCCUUGUUCUGAGACGAGCCAAGAAGCCUCUGCCUCUCGUGGUCUUCUACCUAAGAAAACCCGGUGGAAAACUGUUUUCCCCUCUGCUGCCAGCCCCGACUCUAACAGCAGAGGUUCAGACCUACAGGACAACACAGAGACUACACUUUCUAAAGUCCUAGAGACUGUUGCAGAAGGAGAAGACAAGGAAACGGACAAUUCUGAAGAGAAAACAGUUUCAAAACCUCAGGUAAAAGAAGAGCAAGAAACGCCUGAGCUCAAAGUGGAAACGCCUGAGCUCAAGUUUCAGAUUGGAGAAUUGGCCAACACCUUAACCAGCAAGAUGGAGUUCCUGGGGAUAAACAAAAAAGCUAUCUCAAACUUUCAGUUGCUUCUGCUACAAACUGAGACACGGAUCGCUGACUGGAGGGAGGGUGCUCUGAAUGGGGUCUAUCUUCGCCGCAGGCUGCAGGAAGCUGCCGAACACAUAAAAUAUUACGAACUUAACGCCACCCCUAAAGGCUGGUCCUGCCACUGGGACAGAGAGCACAGGCGGUAUUUCUAUGUGAAGGACCGGACUGGUACCUCCCAGUGGGAUUUUCCAACAGAGGAAGACAAGGAGGAGGACCUGAAAGGCAGCCAAGGUACCCUGACACAGACUUCCAGCCAAGGGGACAAUAAAACAUCAUCUACAUCUACUGGUGGAGUCACAGGAUCUGCUACUUACGCUGCAGCUGCUCCACCAGCACCCCCUCAGCCCAGUGCAUUCUGGUCCCCAUCCCAACCUCCUCUUCCUGACAGUCCACCUCCUCCCUCCAACUACCCACCACCUCCUCCUCUCCCUCCUGGCUCCCCUCCCCCUCCUCCUCCCCCUCCUGACAGUGAUGGCGAAAUCAUGGAGGUGGAGAUGGAGAUGGAUGAUGAUAAUGACGGGGAGCCUCCGGCCCCUGGAACUGAGGAAGAUGGCAGUGGAAGGCCUCCUGUACCUCCAGGCACUGCCGGCAUGAAGAUCGCAGAGUCAUCUGGUCCCCUGGGGAAGGGUCAGAAACGUAAAGCUGGUCAGCUGAAUAAAGCCAUUACUAUUGGCAGCAGUCCCAUUCUCUACACCCAGCCUGCUGCCAGUGCAGCUCCUCUAAUGUCAGCAACUGCCUACUGGGGUGUGCCAGCUGUCACUGCCCCUUUAGUUCCUUGUGAACCUCCACUCCCACCUGUCCCAGCCCUACCUCCUCAACCACCACUGCCACCAUCCCAGCCACCCUUUGAAGCUCCUGGAGCCAAAGCUCUGCCCACAGAUAAGACCAAGAAAAUAAAAAAGGACAAGUCGAAGAAGAGUAAGACCAAAAUGCCCUCUCUGGUGAAGAAGUGGCAGAGCAUCCAGAAAGAGUUGGAUGAGGAAGAGAAGAGCAGCUCCAGCGAUGAGGACAGAGACCAGCUUAACAAGAAGAGUAUCGAGGAGUGGAAGCAACAGCAGCUUGUGACAGGAAAAGCGUCUAAGAACGCCAACUUUGAGGCUCUCCCUGAAGACUGGCGGGAGCGACUGAAGAAACGGAAGAUGAACAGCACGUAACAUCUGGCCUGGGUCAUACACUGCCCACUCCGUGUUUUUUAAAUCCACUCCUACCACUACCAUGAGGUCAUCCUUCCCCAGUUUAAGUUUCAUUCAAUAAUCUGUGAACUUUUUCUACCAGUUUCCUUGUUCAUGAUGGAGACAUUUAAAGGCCCUUACAUGGCAGGCCAUUCACCAGAGGGGUUUGAAUGUCCUUUUUGUUGUUUUUGUAGCCACAAUUGUAAAUGUGCCAAAUGUCUUGAGUUCACUAGUUGCACCACCAUGUAGAUGACCACCACAGGUUGUUUGGAGGGACUGUCUAUUUUAUUGAGCAUUUUUACAACUGUGUACAUACAAUGUAUAAUGGGUUAAGCCAUGUUUUUGGAGCGGGGAGGGAAUGUCACUGAACUUGUAUAUUUUGUAAAAAAGUUAUUAAACGUUUUUUUUCCAAAA
Lates calcarifer (barramundi perch) is the source of this 3224-nucleotide messenger RNA. It is a transcript of the gene fnbp4, whose product is annotated as formin binding protein 4. The record is from RefSeq and is a predicted model, not a curated record. Bases 93 to 2792 code for a protein of 899 amino acids. Lineage: Eukaryota; Metazoa; Chordata; Actinopteri; Centropomidae. The transcript is spliced from 17 exons. Gene Ontology annotation, molecular function: protein binding.